Messenger RNA from Cadophora gregata, 3619 nucleotides. RefSeq lists its product as uncharacterized. Gene Ontology annotation, molecular function: oxidoreductase activity, acting on CH-OH group of donors; flavin adenine dinucleotide binding. The record is from RefSeq and is a predicted model, not a curated record. Lineage: Eukaryota; Fungi; Ascomycota; Leotiomycetes; Helotiales; Ploettnerulaceae. The transcript is spliced from 5 exons. The coding region runs from base 1042 to 2718 and encodes 558 amino acids.
GUACGCAGCAGAGAAACAAGACAUGUGCAGAUCCGCGAAGGAGAUGAGGUACGAAUUAAAAUGAGUCCGUUCCAAGUAGCUUGGCUUAUCGCUGUCUACGCAAGCAAGGAGGGAGCGCAAAAGUAUACAAUGAACUCGAUGAACUUUAUAACUGUAAUGCUAGGUGAAGGAAGAAUAAUGGACUGGAGGAGGUGGGAUGACAUGAACUUGGUUGGACAGAGGGGAGGGAAUUGGCUCUGAAGAAUUGGACAGUUUUGAGGAGAAAACUGCUGGGAAGGGAAGAGUACAUAGAAGAAAGGUACGGAGUGUAGAGGACAGACCCGAGGGAUUUCAAGAUUAGAGGAUCUGAGAUUGCAGUAAUGCACAAGAGAUACACGGUAAAACUUUGGCAAAACAGCAACACAUCGACACAAAAAAGCGAAUCAACGAUACACCUAUCUUUCAGCAAGACAAAUAAACAAUGACGCUCGUUCUCGUAUCCAUCCAACUCUACCAACCUCGGCAUACCGGAUCCGAUGAAGACCGGCAGCGGCCAGCCGCAAGCGCAAGCGCAUCUCUUGUUCCAUUUUUAACCUUCUUUUUUUCUCCUUUCCACUCCACUUCAUGCCACUACGCCACUCCACCACACCACUCCCAUCAUACCGUAUGGAUCAUGCAAAUCAACAGCCGGCACUAGCGAGAGAAGCGCAACCCACCAGACGUCAUUCAGCCUCGUAUUUGGCAAGGCUAGCGCGAGAUGGGUUUUGGUGUUUUAGUGCAACACGAGGAACUUCUCCCUUGGUUCUUGAUUGUUGCACUUCGCGAUUGUGUCAUUAUUUGUGAGCUAAAACACGAAAGUAGGUACGAGGUACCAGUAAGUAAAAUUACGUGAGUGUGUGACGAUGCGCUGGAUGAGAUGACGGUUGUGGAGACAGGCGAUCAGUCCGAUCCCAGUUGAGCUGGAAAGUUUAUUACUUCUAUAUAUGUCCGAGUGACCCGGGGCUGAGGGUCCCUGUCUUUGUUGUUUGUUUUGUCUGCUUGCAAGAUAUUGAUACCAGAAUCAUGGUUUUGAGAUACUGCUCACCUCUAGUGCUGUUGGCGGCUGCCAGUGCCGCGGACUGGACGACCCAGCAAUGGGACGCGAUUAUUGUGGGAGCUGGGCCGGCGGGAAUUAUUGUCGCAAGUCGUAUGGCUGAAGCAGGUUUGCAAACACUCCUCCUCGAGGGUGGUGGACCAUCAUACGGUGUCACAGGAGGCGAUUUAGAUAGCCGAAGACCAGCAUGGCUCUCAGGAACGAAUCUCUCUCGAGUCGACGUUCCAGGCCUCUACAAAUCCAUAUUUGCCGAUGAAGGAAACCUCACUUGCGGACCACUGUCAGGUGGCUUCGGCGGAUGCGCCAUCGGAGGUACCACUGCUAUCAACGGCGGGCUAUUCUUCGAGCCACCUGCGAGCGAUUAUGAUUUGUAUUUCCCGGCAGGAUGGAAGUCAGCAGAUGUGAAGGAUGCCACGAGUCGACUUUACGCUACGCAACCCUCGACGAAUAUCACUUCGCAAGAUGGAAUCAGGUAUCUCCAAAGUGGGUACGAUGCAGCGAGAAAGUGGAUCGUGGAUAAUCUUGGAUUCAAAGAUGUGGAUAUCAAUGCCAAUGCGAAUGAGAAGACGCAGGUUUUUGGGCACCCGAUCUAUGAUUAUGAGAAUGGCCAGCGGAGUGGUCCGGUGGCGACUUACCUUCAAACGGCGUUGAAGAAGUGCAACUUCCACUUGCAAAGCGGAACCUUAGCUGUUCGUGUUGAGAGAACAGGUAGCAAAGCAACAGGAGUCGUAGUUACUGUUGACGGAACCGAGAAGACGGUCAAUCUCACACCAACUGGCAGAGUCAUCCUCAGUGGAGGAGCCCUUCGCAGUCCAGGUCUUCUUAUGUUCUCUGGCAUCGGAGAUCCAGAAACAUUAACGAAGUUGAAAAAUGGAGGAAAACUAUCUCCAACCAUGGACCCUCAGCAAUGGAUCAACUCGACAGCCAUCGGAGAAGCACUUUUCGACAACCCAAACACAUUUAUCGAGCUCUCCGGGCCAUCCAUCCAGUCCUACGUAUACUCAUAUGAAAACCCACCUGAGGGCGACAAGCAACUCUACCUCGAGAAGCGCAGCGGUCCAUACACAUUUGGAAGCCAAACCUCCGUCUUCUGGGACACCAUCCAGCACGCCGACGGCAGCGUCGUCGGUCUCCAAGGAACAACCGACUCCUCCGGCUUCGGCGGCUUCACCGACAACAACACCAUCACACUCAACGUCUACGGAACAUCCGGCCUGAAAUCCAGCGGCCGCCUGAUCCUCGACUCCAAAUUCAUCCCUGGUCCGAACGGAGACGAAUACUUAUAUUACUCCAACCCUCAAGACGCCAAGGACAUCGCUCAAUUCAUCUUCAAGAUUUUCCAGGGCCUUCCAGGGUCGGGCUUGACACCGCUCAAUAUCCCGCAGACUGCCACGGAGGCGGAGAUCCUGAAGUACAUCACGACACCAUCGAGGUAUGCGAGAGGGCGGGUCAGUCACUGGUCGAGCAGUUGUCGGUUUGAAAAGUGUGUCGAUGCGAAUACGGUGGUUAUUGGCAUGAAGAAUCUGCAUGUUGUGGAUUCGAGUAUUGUGCCGCCGUUGACGGUCAAUCCGCAGUUUGGGAUCAUGGUUGUGGCGGAGAGGGCGAGUGAGUUGAUUUUGGCGUUGGAUGGGAAGGCCAUUGUCUGAGAAGACGGAGGGGGGUCUAGAUGGCGUUUUCGUGGUAGCAUUGUCUUUGUCGGCCGGAGUAGAGGCGUUAUAAUCAUAAUUCUUGUCGAGAUGUUUUAAACAUGGUUAUCGACUUGGAGCACAGCAGGCAUUCAUAAUGAUACACUCGUGCAGCGCGGUAGCGAUAUUAGGGACGAAGGAAUGGGUCGUCGAGUUGAAGCACAUGCGUGAACCCCGAAUCUUUUAUCAUCAUCAUGCAUCUUCAGGGCUCCCGCAGUGGAGAUCGGCACCAACACCGUGGAUUUGAUGCGGCACCGCCCCGUACCUAAACCUUAAAUUCGACGCCACAGUACCCAAGGAUACUCUCACAUUUCAAGGUUCCAGCGAGCUGGACUUCAUCCGGUGACAUCAGCCUGAACGGCGCCUGAUCAUACGAUUUGGAACCUGAACCAGCAGAUGCAGCUUUUGGGAGCCGGUCAAAGCCGCGAAGUAGAUAUGACCGAAUAUGUCGUUCUCGACCCUUUUCUAAACCUUGGCGAGCACCAAUUCCUUCACGUCCUGGCCGACAGAACCAGUAGGGCUUCUGAAGCCAUCUCCAGAUUCCGCGAUGUAAACCGAGAUUCUCUUAGAGAGAGCUUGGUGUGGGUUCCUGAGUGAGCUACGCUGAUGAUUAGACAGUAUGACUGGAUCAUGUGCCAUUCAUUUUUUCAAGUGCCAAAAAUUCUCUCGAUGUCAACACAGUCGAAGCGGAGGGCCGUUUCCUCGGAUCCACUAUCAGCAUGAGCCGGAAAAGGUCCCGUAAUUGCUCCGGUAUUUCCACCCCCCGGAGCUCCACAUCCAAUGGUGAAAUAGCUUGCAAUUCUGGCUCCUCAAGACUCAUACGUGCAGCAGCCUUGACUGCAGCUUUGAGAGUAUCCCCUGG